AUGUUGUCGCCGAAAUACCGGCGCUUGCUCGCACGAGCACAGAGCAUUCCUGACCUUGACAACGUUGCGAGCCUGUCUGUAGACGUUUUGACAUCAGAGAGCACUUGGAUGGGCCCUUAUGGGUUCUCGAAAGCGUUGGUGCGUCGCGCCGCCGAAAUACUAGCCGUCGACGGUCGCUUGAAACACAAAAGCGUGCGGGUGAACGUCACUUGCCCUGGUUGGGUCUGCACGGACAUGGGCGGUGACCAGGCGCCUGUAGAGGUUGCGGAAGGUGCUCAGCACGUGUUACAGGACGCACUCGAUCCAGAGUCCAGCGCGACGGGCAGCUAUGUUUGCUUCUGCUACAAAAAUUACGACGCGGAGCACCUGCGCGCAUGGGAGGAGAAACACGGUAAACGGGAAGAAGAAAAGUAA
Prorocentrum cordatum is the source of this 414-nucleotide messenger RNA. The record is from the annotation of a GenBank genome assembly. NCBI's taxonomy places the organism in Eukaryota, Dinophyceae, Prorocentrales, Prorocentraceae.